Molecule: messenger RNA, 733 nt
Organism: Hevea brasiliensis (rubber tree)
Lineage: Eukaryota; Viridiplantae; Streptophyta; Magnoliopsida; Malpighiales; Euphorbiaceae
Product: peptidyl-prolyl cis-trans isomerase FKBP15-1
Exons: 6
Coding region: 54-515 (153 amino acids)
Biological process (GO): protein peptidyl-prolyl isomerization
Molecular function (GO): peptidyl-prolyl cis-trans isomerase activity
Source: RefSeq, a predicted model, not a curated record
GUCUCUCUCGCUGUCUCACACACACACACCCACACGCGCACACUCUCUGCAAGAUGAAUGUCAGUCGCGCAUUGAAGGUGGCCACGCUUUUCUUAUUGCUGGCGCUGUUUGCCGUAGCUUCAGCGAAGAAGUCAGGCGACGUAACUGAGUUACAGAUCGGCGUAAAGCAUAAGCCUGAAUCUUGUGAAAUCCAGGCUCAUAAGGGAGAUAGAAUCAAAGUACAUUAUCGGGGAAAACUCACAGAUGGAACUGUUUUCGAUUCCAGCUUUGAAAGGGGUGAUCCAAUUGAAUUUGAGCUUGGCAGUGGUCAAGUUAUCAAAGGAUGGGACCAAGGACUUUUAGGAAUGUGUGUAGGCGAGAAGCGUAAGUUGAAAAUACCUGCAAAACUUGGUUACGGGACUCAGGGUUCCCCACCUAAGAUCCCAGGUGGAGCAACCCUAAUAUUUGACACACAGCUUGUUGCAGUGAAUGGAAAAACAUCAAGCGGAGGGAAAGCAAGUGAUAGUGAGCUAUAGUCACUAGACAGAGCAGCUGGUCCUUUUUGUUUUUCAUAUUUUUCCUGGUAGCUUUUUCUGAUUGGUCAAAACAUUGUCACUGAUACUAAACAAGCCAGACAAUAGUUGGAUGUUUCAUUGUUGAGAUAACUACUUUUCUGGCCACAUAACUAGGCUGUUGUUUUUUAAUUAGAACCUUCAUGCAGUUCAGAACUGAAGUGGUGAUAUUGGUUUUUUUA